AUGCCCGCAAUACACAGCCAAACAUUGAUCAGUUACAUUGUCAUUUCCAUGGUCACGAUCCAUUUCACUGUGACGUUGCGAUGUUUUAUCGAUUUCUCGCUUGUAGGUGAGCAGGAGCCCAUGGAGUUUGAUUGCGUUUGUGAGAAAGGCUAUUGUACCACCAACACUUGUACCGGCCUCCAGUGUUUUGUCUCCAUCAACAGCGAGAUUCCGGGUGAGAUUAGGAGGGGCUGCCACCGGGAUAAGGAUAUACCCUGUGAACAAUCAUCGUCUGGUCUACGAGUGGUCUGCUGCAAAGGGAACUUCUGCAAUCAAAAUCUCACUUUGCAAGAUGAAAAAGACGCUCCAAAUCCAUCCAAUAAUGUCAGUGAUGUGACGAUGACGAUAGUUCCAAUUGUGGUGUUGGGCGUCCUGGUUAUCUUAUUGCUGUUGAUCUACAAGAAGUACUGCAGAUACCAAAUUGUCUCAAUCCUCAGGAAGAGCAAAAAACAAAACCAGGCAGAGGUGUUACGAGUAACUGAGCUCGGAGACAACACAUUGACUGACCUGUUUGAUCAUUCCUGCACAUCCGGGAGUGGAUCUGGGCUGCCCUUCCUAGUCCAGAGAACAGUGGCCCGGCAGAUUACACUGGUAGAGUGCGUAGGGAAAGGCCGCUAUGGGGAAGUGUGGAGAGGCGUGUGGCAGGGGGAAAACGUGGCUGUCAAGAUUUUCUCCUCAAGGGACGAACAGUCCUGGUUUCGAGAGACCGAGAUUUAUAACACAGUGCUGCUGCGGCACGACAAUAUCCUCG
Rhincodon typus (whale shark) is the source of this 790-nucleotide messenger RNA. Its product is annotated as activin receptor type-1-like. Gene Ontology annotation, cellular component: plasma membrane; BMP receptor complex. The record is from RefSeq and is a predicted model, not a curated record. Lineage: Eukaryota; Metazoa; Chordata; Chondrichthyes; Orectolobiformes; Rhincodontidae. Gene Ontology annotation, molecular function: ATP binding; transforming growth factor beta receptor activity, type I; SMAD binding. The transcript has 4 exons. Gene Ontology annotation, biological process: transforming growth factor beta receptor signaling pathway; protein phosphorylation; cellular response to growth factor stimulus. The annotation marks the transcript as partial.